Messenger RNA from Erpetoichthys calabaricus (reedfish), 8063 nucleotides. Its product is annotated as MOB kinase activator 3B. The record is from RefSeq and is a predicted model, not a curated record. The coding region runs from base 523 to 1173 and encodes 216 amino acids. Gene Ontology annotation, biological process: signal transduction; positive regulation of protein phosphorylation. Lineage: Eukaryota; Metazoa; Chordata; Cladistia; Polypteriformes; Polypteridae. The transcript is spliced from 4 exons. Gene Ontology annotation, molecular function: protein kinase activator activity. Gene Ontology annotation, cellular component: cytoplasm; nucleus.
GGAAUAGGAAAUCGUAGAUUUACACAUUAAAACAAAACGGCCAUUAGACCUGUUCGGACGCCCCGGAGAGGUUAAGCAGCACUUCGCUGUUAUUUCAAACCCUAAGUUUACAGUUGCAUUCCCAGACAUGGCCACUAGGUGUCUCGAUUUUGCGGGACGCUUUCUCCCGAGAGUUGCGCGCGUGUGUUUUGCUUUCCCAGACACAAGUUGUUGUUUCUUUGUAGUUCACUCGAGCGCGGGCUGCGCCGCUGUGGGAUUUAAAACCUCAGCAGAUCGUAGCCGCGGAGCAUCCCGCACUGAUGUGUGGAUUCACGCCAUCUCCGCUUCGGUGUGUUUUUACAGUGCACGCGGGAAAGGAGAGGGGGUCUUGAGGAGCAGCCUGCGUGGAUCUUUCCUUUCACUGCCAACGACUGUUAGUGGGCUUUUUUUAUCUUUAUUUAUUUUUUUAUUUUCAACAAUCCCGAAGAGCUUUUUUGUCUUUCUUCAUUAAUAACAAUCCAUAAAGCAAGAUUCUGCUCAGCCAUGUCAAUAGCCCUGAAGCAAGUCUUUAACAAGGACAAGACGUUCAGGCCCAAGCGCAAAUUUGAGCCUGGCACGCAGCGCUUUGAGUUGCACAAAAAGGCUCAGGCCUCAUUGAGCUCGGGGGUGGACCUGAAAGCAGCCGUGCAGCUCCCUCAAGGUGAAGAUCUCAACGACUGGGUGGCUGUGCACGUGGUGGACUUUUUUAACAGAAUUAACCUGAUCUAUGGCACUAUCUGUGAAUUUUGCACAGAGAAGACGUGUCCAAUCAUGUCUGGGGGUCCCAGGUAUGAGUACCGGUGGCAAGAUGACUGGAAAUACAAGAAGCCCACGGCUUUGCCUGCACCUCAGUACAUGACCCUACUUAUGGAGUGGAUUGAGGUUCAGAUCAACAAUGAAGACCUCUUCCCAACGUGUAUAGGUGUUCCUUUCCCAAAGAACUUCAUUCCAAUCUGCAAGAAGAUCCUGUGCCGCCUUUUUCGAGUUUUUGUUCACGUCUAUAUUCACCACUUUGACCGAAUGAUCUUAAUGGGUGCCGAGGCCCAUGUCAACACCUGCUACAAGCACUUUUAUUACUUUGGAACUGAAUUCAAUUUUCUAGACCGUAAGGAGCUGGAGCCAUUGAAAGAGAUGACAGCAAGAAUGUGUCACUGAUGAGCUGGCCCAAACGAAUGAUAAAACAUUUUAUUUUCUGGGAGAGACACAAGCAGUUGAAGAGAACAUUGAUAUGGCGUUUCUACCACUCUCAGUAUGAGAAGAAAUAAUGAGAUUCAGCAACUGUGCCAUGGUUCUACCGCUAGUAUCCAAUAUGGCAGCCCCAAGAGAUUUUUUUUUUUUAGCACACUAAAAAAGUCGGACAUUAAUCAACAAAGAAAACUGAGCCUUCGUGUGAAUUUUUACCACAAAGCUCACCGUACAAAUUUGUAUUAUGUCCUAUCUAAUGUAAUGACAUCUUGUACAAUCAGUCCAUCGGGAAAUAGAAAGAUUCAUCUGAUUUAUACCAAUAUCUUUCUAAACAGCACUAAACUUAUUAAUGUUUGCUAUUUAUUAAACAUGGAGACGCAGCCAUGAGUCUUGUGUGUGAUGAGCAUUAAUAAGUGGCAUGAUCACAUAACUUCAACUCACCAUUGGCUAAUCAGUUUUCCCAACAAGAAACAACACCAACUGUGGAACUUUGGCUUCUGCACAUUAUUUGUGAGCAGCAUUCUUGUCAUUAUGUUGAACUGGAAGUCUCUUGGAAAUAUUAGUCUAUAAAUAAAUACAAAAAAAAUAUGAAAAAGAGGAGAGUCCAGGUUGGAAAAGCCCUCUAUAAGGUCAAGUGUAGUGGGGUUGCUUACAUCUGGUCAAUAAAGAGUGGUGAGCUCUGGGUCCAUUUUAAAGAGCAUGUUAGCAGACAGAGUCAGGUUGGAGACUGCUGGAGUGUAAAGGAAAGAGGUAAAUCUGUCAUAUCCUUGGCAUCAGCUUGAAUCUGUGCAUAUCUUUGCUUUAGUUUAGUUCCUACAAACACAACCGGACUGCCACAUUCCCAAUAAGUAUUUAACAUUCUGUUCUUUAAGUUAAUACCGUAUAUCCCCAAAAAUAAGACCUACUCUAAAAAUAAGCCCUAGCACGAUUUUCAGGCUACUCUGUAAUAUAAGCCCUACCCCAAAAAUAAGCCCUAGUCAAGAUCGUCAGCUGAAAAGUAGGGCGCCUAAGACUGGGUUUAUACUUCAUGCGAUGCAAUGUGUGUGCCCGAAACUUCCAUCAAAUUCUGAGGACACCUUGCCAAAAUGGAUGUGUAAUGAUUACAUCCAUCAAUCCGGGGAUGCGCUCAUUGCUUGCUGGGAUUAAAUAAUUUUGUUAACACUUUCUAUCGGAGAGGAAAAAAAACACACACAGGCUGAAAAAUGUAACUUAAUUUUUCAAAUUUGGAGUUGCAUGGUUAAAUAGUAAUGUCUACAUUAUGGAGAAACCAAGGACUUCUGAUCAGCAGUUAAAGCUGGCCAGUUGUAAGUGUUAUCUGCCAGAUUGUGACAAUUUUAAGAGGUGAUCUGGGAUCAUCCAUUAAAAGCCUCCCAUGCACAAGAUCAAUGCAUGCGACUAAUUCUGUCUACAGCCAAGUAAAUGGCAGCAGCUUUGGGUGUUACAAAGGCAUCUUUGUACAUGCCAGCUGUUCCACUCAGUGCUCACAUCAGGCCAUUUAAUUUACUGCACCCAAGAAAUAUUUUGAACAGAAAUACGGGAACAUUGAAAGUAUUAAGAAUAGCACUGCCCGUCAUAAACAACAUCAUCCUCCACCAAUUUGUGCUGCAGGCACAUGUUUGGUUGUGUGCAUUAAUGACAAGAACAAAUCUAAUCAAGUGGACACUCAGCACUAAGUAUAUAUAACCAAAUAAUUUCAUAUCCAUGAUUACAAUCACAGCUGGGCUAUAGUGGGUCCCUAGUGUGCAUAUUUUCAAGCUAGCACCUGUCUUCCUGAACCAUAUUGUGCCAUAUACAGAGCAAAAUACAUUCCCAAAUUUACAGAGGAAUAUUCAGACAAAAUUAAACAAACAGGUAAAAAAAAUAAAAGUACAAUUAAAUGUGGCAAUAAAUAGUUACAACCAACAUUAAAUGUUAGUAUAAAUAAUUAAAUGUGUCAUAGAAAAUAAUUUUGUUGCAUUUUUUUAUGCAUUUAUUUAUUUCUUCAUUUAUUUAUUUCAGUGACACUUCAUGCAACAUGAAAAUAAAAAGUCCUGAAGUGAAAACUUUUACUUGUCAAAGUUGAGCGGGCAGGUACUAGCGAGUUCUGUUUUUUCAUUGGUGAAUCACUGGCAGAGUGGGAGUAAACCUUCAAGUGCCAUCAAGAGUCACAUUUACAGGAAACACUUCAGAUGCAGACUCCUAAUGAUUAAUUUGAAUUAAAAUGGCUGCUUUGUACAGUAAUUCUGGGAAACUUGUAUCUGACGUGCAGAGUCACAACUUCAAAUGAGAACUUGAGCCACAGGGUCCCAAAGUCAAGCAAAGCGCAUACAUCCACUCUGCGGAUGACUCACAACUCAAAAAAAAAAAGAGUGCUUGGUAGAGCCAGCCCACCUUCUCAACUUUGAUGAGUGAAAAGUGACAGUUUUCAUUUCUGGGCUUAUUUCUUGUUGUGUGGUGUGUCACUGAAACAAGUAAGUGAAGAAAUAAUUCAAUAAAUGCAUAAAGAAAUUAGUAACCAAAACCUAUUUUGUUACAAAAUUAGUAACCAAAACCUAUUUAAUACUCACAUUUCAUGUUGUAAUUAUUUAUUUAUUGUCCCAUUUCACAGUACUUUUAUUUAUUUGCAUAAUUACUUAUUUAUUUUACUUUUUUAUUUUUACAUUUGUAGACUUCUUUUACUUUUUUUAAUUGUAAGUGGUUGUCUCAAGUGAGUGAGUAGUGAGUAGUACAUCAGGUUAAAUUUUACUUGACAAUUGUGUGCAAUUUAAAAAAUCAGUAAGCGUGUCAAAAAAUUCUGAUCAUUGUCUGUAUCUGUUAUCCAUAUUUAAACAGCAGUCUUGGCCUGUCACUUUUCAGAACAAUGGGGAGCAAGACUCUUUGACACUGGGCUAUCUGUAAUACUUUGCAUAUCUUUUCUUAAAACUUGAAGUGAAUGAGUUAAAAAUAUUUUACCUACACAGUAGUGCCUUAAUUAGUCAGUCUACUGUAUUUCUGUAGCGGUGUUGUAAAUUUAAUCACAUCAUAUUGUUUUCAGUGUUAUCCUUACAUGAAAUAUAAAGAAAAAUGUAAACCCUGGCAAUGAAGCCAAAUGUAAGAAAUGCUUUCCUCUUUUUAUCAUCUAACUGAAGCCAGUAGUUUAAUCUUUGUUUUCCACCAUCUGUGCAUUUCCGUAAUUGUUCUUCACUGAACAACUGUAAACUGCAGUUCUUGAGGGAUGUUCUGGUAGCUUCAGACAGUAUUCAGACCUUCACAUUUCGCUCUGUUCUAGCCUUUUGCUAAAAUCACUUGAAUUAAUUUUUCCCUCAUCAAGCAACACUCAGUAACCCAGAAUGACAAAGCAAAAACAGAGUUUUAGAAUUUUUUUGCAAAUCUAUUAAGAGUGUCAGAAAAUCCCCACAUCCACGUGUGUGACGUUUGUUGCGUCAGACCUAACAAGACUUCAGGCUGGAGUUGUCACCAAAGGGGCUUCAACUAAGUACUUUCAGGUAUGAAUGAGGCUUUAGAAAUCUCAGGAUCUUGAAAGCACAUUGUGUCCCCUUUGUCCCCUGAGAUCUUGCAACCCUGAGCCUUUUGUUGCUUUCAAAGACCAGUGCCAUUUAUAAAGCAUCUCAGAAUUAUUCCUAGGAAUUGCACUAAUAGUUUGACUAGGAUAAGAAUUUGUCCUACCUCAAAGUAGGACAUGAGAGUUGAAGCAUCCUGCACCAACUCACAGCAAAGAGUUAGUACCGAGUUUGGGUUUGCACACUUGUGUCAAACUGAUAUUUCAUUUUUUGUUAUAUAAAAUACAUUUAAAUAAUUUUACCACAAGGCUGUAACAUAACAAAAUGUGAAAAAAGUGAAGAGUUGUGAGUAUUUUCAGAAGGCAGAGUAUUUUUUGGAUAGGUCAACUUCUGAUAUUCCGAGCUUUGAAAAUGAGGAUCGGAAUCAGAUACAUUCAGAUGUUUUUAAACAUUUUAACACUUUCCAGGAGUGAACUUACAGUGUUUGAAACCAGAUUCUAACCAAAUAUAGACUUUUGUUCUUUUAAUUUGUUUCUAAAUAAUAUAUUCUUGUAACAACAGCUGUGAGGAGCCGAGUUCUUUAAAGAAAUACACCUCUGAAAAUUGGUAUUUUUUAAAGAUUUUUACCCCAUGUGCUUUGCUGUGGUUACUGAGGAAAUUGUUUAAACUCAUAUUUUCAGGCAGAAUGGAGAGAAAGUGUUGAUGAUGUAACAGAAGCCAGUCAUGACCAAUGCUGCACAAUAGCAAAUAAUGUGAAAAGUGCCCAUGGUCAGGAAAAAAACAAAAAAACAAAACAAAACAAAUGUUACUUGUGCCGCACAAUCCACAUGUCACUUAUCCAAUUUGUAUCACGAAAAUGUUCGAAACGCAUGCUGUUUUGCUAAAACAUUGUUAAAUAGUUAUUUCAGGAAUAAUUUGUGAACAUCAUAAACAUGAAACUAAAACUCAUGGGAUUCACCAUUUGAAUUAAAGUCAUGCAGAACUGAAAGAGAAAAGUCUGAUGUAGAAGAAGCAAAUAGUGACCAAUGCUGUACAAGAGUAUGAAAAACGUUCAUGGGAUUGAUUUUUUUAAUUGAAGAGCCACCUCUCCCCCUUAAUCAUUACUCAAGUGUCUUGUCUUAAAUUCAAAAAGUAACUCCCAUGAGUCUUAGUUUCAUGUUUAGGAUGUUCGCAGGUUAUUCUGGAAGUAACUAUUUAACAGUAUUUUAGCAAAAAAGCUGAAGUUUUUCACAUUUUGAUCAUACAAUUUGGAUAACAGGCAUGUGAAUUAUGCAAAACAAGUAACGUGAGAUUUUUUUUUCUUUUUUCCGUAGACAUUUUUCACAUCAUUUGCUGUUGUAAGGUAUUGGUCACUACUGACUUCUAUUAUGUCAAAAACUUUUUUUCUCUCCAUUAUGCAUGAAACAAUGAGAUUAAAAGUUUUUCUGGAGCACCACUAUAAACUAUGGGUUAAGUAACAUAUUAAAAAAUUUAUCAUUUUUGUGUGGGGAAUUUCUUUAAAUGGCCCUCUUUUGAGUCUGGAAACCUUUGUGUAAGCAUAUUAAAAAGAAAGACCAUUUCAACCAUGCAUGGUUGUAUAAAAUUAUAUUCAGUUCUGUUUAAUUUAUUUUGUAUAGAGUAUUGGCUGAGUGCUUAAACUUAUUUAUAACUAUAAUGCACAAAAAGUGAAUUAAUAAAGUAUGAGACAUCUAUAUUCAAAAUUUAAUUAUGCUAAGCACCUUGCAAUUAAGAAUUUGUAUAAAUGUUAAUAAUACAAACAGAUCAUGAGAUUAUUAAAUCCCUCAGCAUUAAGAUGUAGGUAUUUAAUGAUGGAGGAGAAAAAAAAACUGUCCUCCAUAUCAUUACUGGGUAAAAAUAAACCUGGGAACUGGGAGAAGGAGGUUCCACAGCUGGUUGGAAGAAACAAAGUGACAGUUCUAAUGUCCAACUCCGAACCUGGAGGGCUGCAGCGCACCUUCUCACCACUUUCUCAACAGUGACCAAUUUCUGCUGUUAACCGACAUCUUCUCCCUUCAUUGAAAUUGCUGUGUUUUUAAGGCUCAGUCCUCUUUAUUGCUUACUUUUUCUUUAAAUGUCAGCCAAGUAAAAAUAAGAUGUGAAGUGAGCCAGCUAAGUCCGGGCCUCAGACUCCAACCAAUUUCACGCUAACCAGUUUCUUAAUUAGAAGCCAAUUCUUGUUGUUAAUUAAACCCUUUAUUUAAUUCUAUGAAUUGUAGCUGCUAUCAUUCUGCUACAGCAGACAUUUCUAAAACUGUUGAUUUUCUUCAAUCUAAGAGCAAUGUUUUGAUGACUAGAACAGGUCAAUAUUACUGGGACCGUUACUUUUCUUUUUUUACAGAUACUGUAUGAUGGAUACAGGUUAGCUGGUCACAUAUUGGCUCAUUUUGUAUCUAAUGAUUGUUUGUCUGCUAAUAUAGGAAAAAAGAAAGAAUUAAGGGGACUGAGUCUUUAAAAGCAAGUCAGUUAAGUUAAGACAAAAGAAGUGAAACAGAAGCAAAAACGUGUUACUAAUUAAGAAAAUGGUUCUAAUGAAAACAUGCAGCCUCUGUUGCACUCCAGGAUUGGAGUUGGACACCCUCAGCCAUGGUCCUCACCUGGCCAAGGAGAGGGAAAUCAUUCCUGGGCAAACCUUGAUAAUAAACAAUUUUAGGGGAUAAAAUGAAUUACCAGAUAUCUGCCUUAUUAUGCUUCAUAAGAUAUUGUUCCAAACCAUUUCCCAUAAACACACUGUGUGGGAGACUCAUUUCAGAUUCAGACCUUUCAGAUAUUCUGAUUGCAACAUUCAGAGUGUAUGUUGCAGAAAAUGGUUGUCUCAAUCAUUGGUCAGAUAGACCUACAUUGUAUGAAAAAUGACUGUAAAAUGAAUUGUCAAGAUUAAGUCAUCAGAAAGAAAAUGCCUUCUCAACAUAAGUAAUUAAGCAAUAUUAUAUAUGUUAUAAAUGUUUUUUUCUGACAGCAGAAAGUACAAUAUGCAACUGAAAUUUUGUAGUGUCUGACCCACCUGCACUAUAUUUUUUAAUUGGUACUACUUCUGCCUGUGUGUUCAAAUUACUGGUUAGCUAAAUGUUUUACAUGACUUUUUAAAAAAAUUAAGACUUGCGAGAUUGCUGUUUAUGUUACUAAAAAAAUAAGGAAAAUUGAAAGGCUUUUAAUCUGUAAUGUCAGAGUCAUGCGUUAAACUGAUUAAACAUUUCCUAAAAUACUGGGCAAUUAUCUUGAUUGAAAAGUAAUUAUUAAAAAUAUGCUUGAAUAAACUAUAAUGAUUUUUAUUUUUACAUUGUCCAACUGUGUAUUCUAGACAUUACUGGAUGUAAAUAUUUUUGAUGGUUGAUAAAACAGUGUAAUCAACCCAUAAAACAUAUCAAUAAAAUUAAAACUAUG